Molecule: messenger RNA, 1656 nt
Organism: Schistocerca serialis cubense
Lineage: Eukaryota; Metazoa; Arthropoda; Insecta; Orthoptera; Acrididae
Product: cadherin-related tumor suppressor-like
Exons: 9
Coding region: 1-1656 (551 amino acids)
Biological process (GO): homophilic cell-cell adhesion
Cellular component (GO): membrane
Molecular function (GO): calcium ion binding
Source: RefSeq, a predicted model, not a curated record
AUGGCUGGCCUGAAUUACUUUGGUUUGAAUGUGCGGGUGGAGGUGCUGGACCGGAACGACAGCCCGCCGUCGCUGUCGCCGUCGUCGCCGCGCGAGCUGUCCGUGUCGGAGGAGCUGCCGGCGGGCCCCGCGCCGCUCGCCGUCCUCGCCGCCAGCGACCCCGACCUGGAGGGCGAGCUGCGCUUCUCGCUGCUGCCGCCGCCCGGCGCUCCGGCCGCCGCCGACCGCUUCGCGCUGGACGCGCGCUCCGGCGCCCUGACUCUGCGCGCGCCGCUGGACCGCGAGGCCGCCGACGAGUACGUGCUGGUGGUGCGGCUCUCCGACGGCGUCCAGCACUCCGACACCGCCAUCACCGUGCGCGUGACGGACACGAACGACAACCCGCCCGUCUUCCCCGAGGCGGCCUACUCGUUCGACAUGCCGGAGAACGCGGCGCGGGGCGCGCGCGUCGGCGAGGUGUGCGCCAGAGACCUCGACCAGGGCGUCAACGGCCACAUCAGCUACAGCGUCGUCUCCGACUGGGCCAACGACGUCUUCUCGCUGCACCCGCAGACCGGCGUCUUCACGCUGACCGCCAGGCUCGACUACGAGGAGGUGGCGCACUACAUCUUCGUGGUGCAGGCACAGGACUCGGGGCGGCCACCGCUCAGCUCUACAGUGAGUGUCUACUUCAACGUACUCGACCUCAACGACAACGCACCACUGUUCGACCCGAUGAGCUACAGCAACGAGGUCUUCGAGAACAUCACCGUCGGCUCGCCUGUGCUCACCGUCAGCGCCACUGACCUCGACUCCGGCGAGAACGGCCACAUCGAGUACAGCAUCAGCGCGGGCGACGCGGCCGGCGACUUCGCCAUCACGGCCAACGGCUCGCUGGUGACGGCUCGGGCGCUGGACCGCGAGGCGCGGCCGCUCUACAACCUGCUGGUGACGGCGCGAGACCGCGGCCGGCCGCCGCUCUCCUCCACCGUGCAGGUGACGGUGGUGCUCAAGGACGUGAACGACGCGGCGCCCGAGUUCAUCUCGCCGGGCGAGGUGUCGGUGGCGGAGAACACGCCGGCGGGCACCGUCGUGCUGGCCGUCAAGGCGGUCGACCGCGACGAGGGCCGCAACGGCUACGUCGAGUACUCGCUGGUCGCCGGCCCCGGGGGCGGGGGCGACGCGGCGCGCCUCUUCUCCGUCGGCGCCACCGACGGCCUGGUGCGGGUGACGGGCCGGCUGGACCGCGAGACGCGCGCCCUCUACGAGCUGUGGGUGGAGGCGCGGGACCGCGGGCAGCCGCCCCCCGUGUUCGACCCCCGGCAGUACAGCGCCUCCGUCGCCGAGAACGCCUCGAUCGGCGCCAGCGUGCUCCAGGAGGAGCUCCGUAUCAGACGCUCACCUUCUAAGCGUGACGGGGGAGGGGGCAGGAGGAAACAUCAGGGGGCCUCCAGAGCUGUGGGCGAACCGCUCGCUCGAGCAGAGUGGGUCGCCCGCCUCGGCUUCCAGCUCCAGCUCCAGGCAGCGCGUCUCGCCGUCAGGCUGGCGCAACGUCAGGGCCCCCCGGCCGCUGCCGGUCUCAGAGAGAGCUCCUCCAGCGUGCAGACGGGGUCAACGGCUCACGAGUUCCACCACCAUCUCUACAGCCUGGUGCAUUUCAUUAAAACGAGUCAUUAA